Molecule: messenger RNA, 3693 nt
Organism: Scophthalmus maximus (turbot)
Lineage: Eukaryota; Metazoa; Chordata; Actinopteri; Pleuronectiformes; Scophthalmidae
Gene: slc34a1b
Product: solute carrier family 34 member 1b
Exons: 13
Coding region: 149-2149 (666 amino acids)
Biological process (GO): intracellular phosphate ion homeostasis; sodium-dependent phosphate transport
Cellular component (GO): apical plasma membrane; brush border; vesicle
Molecular function (GO): sodium:phosphate symporter activity
Source: RefSeq, a predicted model, not a curated record
GAGCGAGUUAAUCGACGAGGGAUGAGGUGUUCCUCCUGACACCUCCAGUCCUGGCAUCUUAUUUAAAGAUGAUUUACACUUGAGUUUGGUGCUUUUCCUUUGCAGGGGGUCAUAUACACAACACCUCAAACAAGGAUUCAGAAGCACCAUGUCCUCCCGAUCUAUAACUGUAGUGACCUCUGGAAGGAGCACGGGGCUCGUCUACAAUGAGAUGAGAGUGCACGGCACUCAGUUCUCCGCACAGCCCAAACCCUCUCUGGAGGAGGACAGGGAAUCUGGCAUCGGAUCCACCCCUGACCUCAGCAGCAGUUUUCAGGGCCACAACGUACAUACCAAUCACCACUCAAACACACCUUCACGCGGGGAGGCUGACAGACUCCCCUUAGAGAAAGAUAAAUAUCUCGAGACCACGACAGUGUCUCCGAACAGGAUCGGACAGCUCCUCAUACAUCUGUCCAAGGUCCCUCUCCUCUUCGUCCUCCUCUUUCUCUUUGUUUGCUCCUUGGACACUCUGAGCUCUGCCUUCCAGUUAGCAGGGGGUAAAGUGGCAGGGGACAUUUUCCAGGACAAUGCGGCGCUGUCUAACCCCGUGGCAGGGCUGGUGGUGGGGAUCUUGGUUACUGUGCUGGUUCAGAGCUCAUCAACCUCCACUUCUAUUGUCGUCAGCCUGGUGGCCUCUGGAUUGUUAGAAGUGAGGUCGGCGGUUCCAAUCAUAAUGGGGUCCAACAUUGGGACUUCAGUCACAAACACCAUCGUGGCCAUGAUGCAAGCAGCAGAGAGAACCGAGUUUCAACGUGCCUUCGCUGGUGCAACAAUCCACGACUGCUUCAACUGGCUGUCGGUGCUGGUCCUGCUGCCGCUGGAGGUGGUGAGCGGGCUCAUGACCCGGCUGUCCCUCCUGAUGGUCACCAGCCUCCGCCUGCGGCCGGGGGAGGACGCACCUGAGAUGCUCAAAGUCAUCACCGAUCCAAUCACCAGGCUUGUCAUACAGCUGGACAAGUGUGUGAUCACGGGGAUUGCCAUGGGAUAUGAGGACAUGAGGAACAGGAGCCUGGUGAAAGAAUGGUGCCAGACUGACCUUGUUAUGUCCACCAACAAUGAGAGCACUGAAAACUGUGGUCGCGGCAGUCAUGACUUGUCACAGCCGUUAGUGAAGUGUAGGCAUUUGUUUGUCUCCACCUCGCUGUCAGACCUCACCGUGGGGCUGAUUCUCCUCGCGGCCUCCCUGGCUGUCCUCUGCACAUGUUUGCUGCUUCUGGUCAAACUGCUCAACUCUCUCCUUCAAGGCCAAGUAGCAAAGGUCAUCCAUACAGUCAUCAACACAGACCUGCCUUAUCCCUUCGGGUGGGUGACAGGAUACACGGCCAUGUUUGUGGGUGCGGGAGUGACAUUUGUGGUCCAGAGUAGCUCUAUCUUUACUUCAGCCAUGACUCCCCUCGUAGGCAUUGGCGUGAUCAGUCUGGAGCGGGCCUACCCUCUCACCCUCGGGUCCAACAUUGGCACCACUGCCACGGCCCUGCUGGCAGCUUUGGCCAGUCCCGGGAACAAGUUAGCAGCUGCUAUACAGAUUGCUCUCUGUCACCUAUUCUUCAACGUCUUCGGCAUUCUGCUGUGGUAUCCUCUUCCCUUCAUGCGUCUGCCGAUAAGGAUGGCUCGUGUCUUGGGCAAUCGCACUGCCAAGUACCGCUGGUUUGCAGUCUUGUACCUUCUCCUUUGCUUCUUACUCCUUCCCUCGCUGGUGCUGGGCCUCUCACUGGCCGGCUGGCAGGUGAUGGCUGGCGUUGGGGCUCCUUUCCUGGGCGUGACCGUCUUCAUCGCCGUGAUAAAUAUGUUGCAGGCCCACAGCCCCCGUCACCUACCUGCCAAUCUCCAGAGUUGGGACUUCCUGCCUCAAUGGAUGCACUCUCUCAAACCGCUUGACCGCCUGAUCACCAAGGCAAUCGUCUGCUGCGAGGAGGGGCAGGGAGAGGAAGAAGAGGAGCAUAUCUCAGCACAGACGACCUCUGUCGACCAGCAGAAAGAGUCCAUCCAGAGGGAGACACAGCUGGCAUAUGACAACCCAGUCCUGGACUACCUGGAUGAGAGCAGACCAGGUGUACGGGUUCUUAAAUUAAAAGGGUUAGAGAGGUGCAACAGCACUCCUCUGUAGUUGGACUAAGCGGGUUUAAGAAAGCCAUUUUAUAAUAUAUUGGAAAUAACCCUGUUUCUAAUUAUUGAUUGACUGAUCAUUUGAAAUAGCUUCCCAAAGCCAGGCUAAGUAUCACAAGCUCAGUAUGAGAUUAUAGAGUAGAAAAGCAUCCCCUGAGAAUCGACUUAGCUCUGCAGCUGGAAGCUGCACAAUGAGUAAUCUAUGUGCAAUGGCUCCCACUUUUACAAUCGGAAUCAGAAACACUUGUAAUGAAGCCCACAGGGAAAAAUGCUCCAGAAGAUGUGCAGACUUUCUCCGUAUUUUACUGUUCACAAAUGAAAAAUGCAGCAGAAGAUUGUCUGAGUCAGACGCGUUCACACAAGCAGGAACAUUUCCAGAACCUUCUGUGGCGUCUGGCUAGAGCAUGCAGGAGUUAGGACAUGAUGAUUACUCCUCUGCGGAAAGCAGUGUUUUUGUUUACAGUCAUCAACACGCACACCCACUUGCUUGCUGUAAAUUUCCCAAAGAUUUUCCAGCUAUAAUCUCAUAUGGGCUUCUUUUAAAAUUUCCAGAAAAGUUAUUACAGGGCUGGCAUCUGCGUCCUAAUAUACAGCCCUUUUGGAAAAUGUAAAAAGACUUAAGUGCAUGUCUGAAAGCGAGAUUGUGAUAUACACAGUAAGUGAAAAAAAAUAAACCAAUGCAAAUGUGCAAAAAGUAACGCGAUUGAAAUCCCUGGAGAUCAUGAAGGAGCACUGGGUUGCAGAGUUUCACAGUAACAAAGUUGAUGAUGCCAAACAGAUGUAAUUUGCCAUUUCUCAAAACGCUCUCCAGGGUCCAUCAAUUGACCAUUCUGGAGCUUUCUGUCAUACCACAUGAUCUUCAUUUGCAGAUGUACAGUAGUUGUGGACUCUUCCAAUUCUAUUGAACACGUUAAGGACUUUUCACCCACCUUUGACUCUCAUCUACAGUACCUAGGCAAUGUCCUUCUGCUGAUGAAGAUCAUAUGAUCAAAAGCUCCAAAAAAGAUACCAAAUAGACAUGGAAGUGUUUUUGUCAACUGUUAUUGUCAAUGUUAAAAAAUGGACUUGAUUGAAAUUCAACACAGCACAUAAAAUGAAUUGAACUGCAUCAAAGCUGCCUGUAGUGCAUUAGGACACACUUGCACACAAUACACAUUGUCACAUUACCAAUGUUUUGUGAGGAAGGAAAUUUAAUGAACAAAUUUAAGCUUCUAGGAUAAACACAAUAAAAUGUUUCAGCGGAUAAUGUAGAAGAAAUUUGAUUUGACAUUUGCAGAACAGCGACCAUUCUCUACAGUUUUGACAUUUUGCAAAGGCACAUGAACAGUUGAUGACCAUGUCCUGUGAAUGUCCAGUCAUAUGUAGGAGGGUGAAAUGUUAAUGAGUUAGUAAAUACAAAAUGAAUCAUCAUUAGCUCAUAGUUUUCCCAGAAUUUAGGAAGUUAAUCACUUUAGUGUUGUCUGUUUUUGUCGAGGGCAGAGCGAGGGAAAAGGACACCAGCUCUGUUGUGAGUCUAUUAAUAAAACAAUCAUUUUAUCAUGUGGA